Messenger RNA from Prorocentrum cordatum, 1071 nucleotides. NCBI's taxonomy places the organism in Eukaryota, Dinophyceae, Prorocentrales, Prorocentraceae. The record is from the annotation of a GenBank genome assembly.
AUGGCAAACGUGCGCGGGUCCUUUUGCUUACUUGAUGUAUUCCCAUGCGUUCGAGCACGUGCAUAUGAGGUGGGCGUACUGCGAAUAUUGAGUUUUGUCUGCUUCACUCUCCCAGCAGUAAUUAUUGCAGCGUUGUUUGUGAGAUCUGGGAAGCGCAAGUGUGGUUCGCGCUGCCGCCAUCUGUGGGUUGCAAGGCGUGGCGGCAUUGACGGGAAGGUACUGCAGCAGCGUUAUCCAGCAUCAGUUCAACAUGUCAAUCAUGUUUCCGUCGAUCCCUUGAGAAUGAAGCUUAAGUACUUAGACCUUUUCUUGCGCUGGGAUUGUGGCUCAGACUUGCUACAGAUGGGCCUCUUCCCCAAUGCAAAGGAGGUGACAGAGUCAAUGGCUUGCGUGACAGCCAUUGAUAAGAUCCUAGCGUUACGAUUUAGCGAUGCGGCGACUCUCUGCAUUGUCGUUGGUGACGGCUCGCUUCCGCGCACGGCAGCGCUCAUCGCGAUGAAGACGAAGUGGCGUCGUGUUUUGUCCAUCGACCCAGACCUUGCGGGCCUCCCGGUCGCCAGCUGCCAGGGCGUUCCCCGUGUCGCAGCAAAGAACAAGGUUUGGGCGAACAACCACUCCCAGAGGCUUGAACACCAUGCAGCGUUUGAUGCCAGAAGGGCCAAGAUGCACAGCAGGCUUGUCAGGAUCGGAGAAAUACGUAGGCUGGAGCUGGUGCCCCGCUUGGUGCAGGAUGUUGUGGUCGACCUCGAGGAUGGCUCGGAGAGUCAGGUCGUCUUGGUGUUGCCACACGCUCACGUGGUCCCGGAGGUUGCGUUGAGCAGAUUGCGUUUGGGAGGCCAGCUGCUUUCACAGGGCAACCUUCCGACCGUUUCGGUGAUACAGCUUCCUUGCUGCACCUUCGUGCGCUGUAAUCGCAUCUGGGGCCAGGCGCCAGAUGCCGAGUACACAGAUGAGUGCAUCUGUAGCGAUGACCGUAUGACCCCACGGACGGUCAGGGUAUGGAAGAAUGUAACUCCUGCUGGUAUCGCUUGCAAGUGGAGGGAUAGAGGCGCUUUUAAUAAUUCGGAAUGA